AACACAUAUGCACAAACACGUAUAAACAAUGCACACUCAGUUUUUUUUUCCUGUGAAUUGACUCUCAUAACAGCUGUAUAUUCUUAGGGACAGCUUCGAAUGUCAAUACAUAUACUUUUGUCUGAAUUUUUAUUAUUGUUAUUUUUAGUAUAAAGAUAUCUCAUGGCCGGGGCUCCUGUGACAUAUUUUCUUGGCAAAUUUCUUUUUCUACCAAAUUCACAAUAAAUAAAUGUUUUUUCAAAAAUUAUAUAAUUUUAAUCAAAAUGGUGGCAGACAGAGAAAAAGGAACGUGUUGAAGGCGAGCAUAGAUGUUCCGGGGAGCGGGGAAGUGGAAUUUCACUGUACUCAUUUUGAUCACUUGGACGAGAAGUGGAGAAUGAAGCAAGUUGAUGCUAUUAUCCGAUCUACCAACGUACCUCACAUACUCGCUGGUGCUCUCAAUUCUCUCGACGAAUCCGAUUACUCCCCUGAGAGAUGGACCGACAUCGUCAAGUACUACGAAGAGAUGGGUAAGCCGAUACCAAAAGCGCAAGUGAUGAGAUUCUUAAAGAGCAAAGAAUACACUGACGCUAAGGACUUUGCUGGAGAAUGCGAAUCUGUGGUUGUGGUCGCCAAAGGCCAAAGUGUACAAGGGACAUGCAAGUACGGGACACGCGUUGACUACAUACUUGCUUCCUCGGACUCACCGUACCAGUUCGUGCCAGGGUCAUAUUCGGUGUUGUCUUCAAAAGGAACCUCGGACCAUCACAUAGUGAAAGUCGAUGUUGUCAAAGCUAGAUCGAUCAACGUCGACGAGCAACGACCGAUUAGACCCAAACAGCAGAGAGUUUCAACGACUAUGUAUAAUAAUAACUCGUCUCUCACAAAGGCCUCGUGGAGGACGCAUUACUAUAAGGCGUGAACAAUCUCUAGAUUAUAUAUAUAGUACUACAAAAUGUUUACAUAACACGUACGUUUUUUUUGGGAAUGCUUAUUAACACAAUUUGAUAUCCGUGUAUCAUAGCUGCGGAUGUCUCUGUGCUGGACCAUGAAGUCUGAUUUACUUUCGCCUAGCUAUUUUUUUUUUUACAUUCUUUUGGUCUGUUUUAAUGUUGGCUUGUUUAACCGAUACGUAUUUAUUGUAUGCAUGAGUGAAUAAAAAAACUCUUCCUUACUUUUA
Molecule: messenger RNA, 1159 nt
Organism: Camelina sativa (false flax)
Lineage: Eukaryota; Viridiplantae; Streptophyta; Magnoliopsida; Brassicales; Brassicaceae
Source: RefSeq, a predicted model, not a curated record